CCCCGCCGCCCCGGAGCGCCCCGCGGGGAGGAGGGACCAUGAAGGAGGUUUGCAGGAUCUGCGCGCGCGAGCUGUGCGGGAACCAGCGGCGCUGGAUCUUCCACACGGCGUCCAAGCUCAACCUCCAGGUGCUGCUCUCGCACGUCCUGGGCAGGGAUGUCCCCCGCGAUGGCAAAGCCGAGUUCGCCUGCAGCAAGUGCGCCUUCAUGCUCGACCGCGUCUACCGCUUCGACACGGUCAUCGCGCGCAUCGAGGCCCUGUCCAUCGAGCGCCUGCAGAAGCUGCUGCUGGAGAAGGAGCGCCUCAAGUUCUGCAUCGCCAGCAUGUAUCGCAAGAACAACGAGGACCCGGGCGCCGAGCCCAGGCCCGGGAGCGGGACCGUGGACAUCUCCGGCCUGCCCGACGUCAGGUACUCCGCGCUGCUGCAGGAGGACUUCGCCUACUCGGGGUUCGAGUGCUGGGUGGAAAAUGAGGACCAGAUUCAGGAGCCGCACAGCUGCCACGCUGCGGAGGGCCCUGGAAGCCGACCCCGCAGGUGCCGCGGCUGUGCGGCCCUGCGCGUGGCCGACUCCGACUACGAAGCCAUUUGCAAGGUGCCUCGGAAGGUGGCCAAGAGCAUCUCGGGGGGCCCCUCCACCAGGUGGUCCACCAGCAUUUGCACGGAAGAGCCCGCAUUGUCUGAGGUGGGGCCCCCCGACUUAGCGAGCACCAAGGUACCCCAUGAUGGAGAAAGCAUGGAGGAAGGGACCCCAGGAUCCUCGGUGGAGUCCUUGGAUGCCGGUGUCCAGGCCAGUCCACUCCAGCAAAAGGAUGAGGAGCCCGAGAGACGCUCCAAGGAGCUUGUCCAGUGCGACUGCUGGGCGGAUGAGCAGGCCUCGCCCCACGGGUGUAACCACAAACUGGAGCUGGCUCUUAGCGUGAUCAAAGGGCUGGAUUACAAGCCCAUCCAGAGCCCCCGAGGGAGCAGGCUUCCCAUUCCAGUGAAAUCCAGCCCACCUGGGGCCAGACCUGGCCAUCUUGUGACAGAUGGCGUGGGCUCCGGUUUCCUUAGCAGGUCUUUGAAACCCCUGGACAAGACACCUGUCAGUUAUCCCUUGGAGAUUUCAGACCUGCAGGAGCUGUGGGAUGAUCUCUGUGAGGAUUAUUUGCCACUCCGCUUCCAGCCCAUGGCUGACGAUUUACUCAAACAACAAAAACUGAAUUCAGACAACACCGCUGCAACCCAGCAGUCUGCACCCGAUCCCCACUUGGCAGAUCUCCAGGAAAAAAUCCAGCAGACAGAGGCCACCAACAAGAUUCUUCAAGAGAAACUGAGUGAAGUGAACGGUGAACUGAAAUCUGCUCAGGAGUCAUCUCAGAAGCAAGAGGGCACAAUUCAAAGCCUCAAGGAAACUCUGAAAAGCAGGGAAAAUGAGACCGAGGAGUUGUACCAGGUGAUCGAAGGCCAGAAUGACACAAUGGCCAAGCUUCGGGAAAUGCUGCACCAGAGCCAGCUUGGACAGCUCCAUAGCUCAGAGGGUGCUUCCCCUGCUCACCAGCAAGUGGCACUGCUUGACCUCCAGAGUGCCCUGUUCUGCAGCCAGCUGGAGAUCCAGAAGCUGCAGCGGGUGGUUCGGCAAAAGGACCGGCAGCUAGCGGACGCCAAACGGUGUGUGCAGUUUGUAGAGGCCACAGCCCACGAGCGGGAGCAGCAGAAGGAGGCUUCUUGGAAACACAAUCAGGAAUUGCGAAAAGCCUUGCAGCAGCUACAAGGAGAGCUGCAGAAUAAGAGCCAGCAGCUUCACAUCCUGGAGACUGAAAAAUACAAUGAGAUUCGGACCCAGGAGCAAAACAUCCAGCACCUCACCCAGAGUCUGAGCCACAAAGAACAGGUGCUGCAGGAAUUCCAGGAGCUACUGCAGUAUCGAGAGAACUCAGACAAGACCUUUGAAGCAAAUGAGAUGCUGCUUGAGAAACUCCGGCAGCGAAUACAAGACAGAGACAUUGCCCUGGAGCGGGCAAUCGAUGAAAAGUUCUCCACUCUGGAAGAAAAAGAAAAAGAACUACACCAACUUCAUCUUGCCGUGCGGGAGCGAGGCCACGACCUGGAGAGGCUCCGCAGCAUCCUGUCCUCCAACGAGGCCACCAUGCAGAGUAUGGAGAGCCUCUUGCGGGCCAAAGGCCUGGAGGUAGAACAGUUAUCUGUGACCUGCCAAAACCUCCAGUGGCUGAAGGAAGAAAUGGAAACCAAAUUUAGCCACUGGCAGAAAGAGCAAGAAAGUAUCAUCCAGCAGCUGCAGACGUCUCUGCACGACAGGAACAAAGAAGUGGAGGAUCUUAGUGCAACCUUGCUCUGCAAACUCGGACCAGGGCAGAGCGAGAUAGCCGAGGAGCUGUGCCAGCGCCUGCAGCGGAAAGAGCGGAUGCUGCAGGAGCUGCUGAGUGACCGGAACAAACAAACUGUGGAGCAUGAGAUGGAGAUUCAGGGCCUGCUGCAGACCAUGGGGGCCAGGGAGCAGGAGAGCCAGGCAACUGCAGAGAAGAUGGUACGAGCCCUAAUGGAAAGAAAUUCAGAAUUACAGGCCCUGCGCCAGUAUUUGGGAGGAAAAGACUUCAACUCUAACCAGCCAGCUGGUGUCACCUCCAUCGGCCCCCACCCAGGGGAGCAGACCGACCAAGGUUCAGUGCACAUGCCCUCCAGAGACGACAGUAUGUCAUUGACUGCCAAGGGGGACACCAGCAUACCCAGGUCCUCGCUAGGAGACUUGGACACAAUCGCAGGGCUGGAAAAAGAACUGAGUAACGCCAAAGAGGAGCUUGAACUCAUGGCUAAAAAAGAAAGAGAAAGUCGGAUGGAGCUUUCUGCUCUGCAGUCCAUGACAGCUGUGCAAGAGGAGGAGCUGCAGGUGCAGGCUGCAGAGAUGGAGUCCCUGACCAGGAACAUACAGAUCAAAGAAGACCUCAUAAAGGACCUGCAAAUGCAGCUGGUUGAUCCAGAAGACAUGCCAGCUAUGGAACGCCUGACCCAAGAAGUCUUACUUCUUCGUGAAAAAGUUGCCUCAGUAGAAUCGCAGGGUCAGGAGCCUUCAGGAAACCGAAGACAACAAUUGCUGCUGAUGCUGGAAGGGCUGGUGGAUGAGCGGAGCCGGCUCAAUGAGGCCUUGCAAGCAGAGAGACAGCUUUACAGCAGCCUCGUGAAGUUCCACACCCACCCAGAGAGCUCUGAAAGAGACCGAACCCUGCAGGUGGAACUGGAAGGGGCGCAGGUGUUACGCGGCCGGCUCGAAGAAGUUCUUGGAAGAAGCCUGGAGCGCUUGAGCAGGCUGGAGUCGCUGGCCGCCACUGGAGGUGCAGCUGCCGGGGACGACACCGAGGAUGCGAGCACGGAAUUCACCGACAGUAUCGAAGAGGAGGCUGCGCAUAACAGCCACCAGCACCUCAUCAAGGUGGCUUUGGAGAAAAGCCUGGCAGCCGUGGACACCCAGAACAUACUCGCUCCUCCGCCUUCUCCUAGAGGAGGGGACGGCAACAGGGCUCUUCAGGAGGAAAUGCUCCGCCUGAGGGCUGAGAUCCACCAGCACUUAGAGGCGAGGAGGCAGGCUGAGGGGGAGCUGAAAGAGCUAAAGGCUCAAAUCGAGGAAGCCGGCUUCUCCUCCGUGGCCCACAUCAGGAACACGGUGCUGAGCCUGUGCCUUGAGAAUGCCGAGCUGAAAGAGCAGAUGGGAGAAGCUAUGUCUGACGGAUGGGAGAUGGAGGAAGACAAGGAGAAGGGCGAGGUGGUGUUGGAGACCGUGGGAGCCAAAGGGGAUCCGAAUGAGAACUGCCUUCAGGCUGAGUUCAGAAAGCUCCAGAGAAAACUGAAAACCGCCCACAGCAUCAUCAACCUCCUCAAAGAACAGCUGGUGCUGAGCAGCCAGGAGGGGAAGAGCAAGCUCACGCCCGACCUCCUGGCGCCCCUGGCCCAGGAGAUCGACAGGAUGAACACGGUGCUGGCGGGCUCCCCGGAGGGGGCCCAGCGCCGAGCAGAGGAGGCUGUGGCUGUGAGACCCUGCCGCAGACCCCAGAGCCUGGACCUCGGGGCGGCCCUGCCCGUGGACGCCCAGCGACUGGACAACCGGCCCCAGGCCCAUGACCCUGGACCUCCGUCCGAAUGUGGCCUCCCGGGGUCCACCAAGCACCUGCGGUCCCAGCUGGCACAGUGCAAACAGCGCUACCAGGAUCUCCAGGAGAAGCUGCUGAUAUCCGAAGCCACUGUCUUCGCCCAGGCCAACCAGCUGGAGAAAUACAGAGUCAUGUUCGCUGGUGAAUCCCUGGUGAAGCAAGACAGCAAGCAGGUCCAAGUGGACCUCCAGGACCUGGGUUAUGAGACGUGUGGCCGCAGCGAGAACGAGGCUGAGCGGGAGGAGACCACCAGCCCCGAGUGCGAAGAGCACGACAGCCUCGGGGACUCCUUCCUGAUGGAUGGGCUGUGCGCUCAGCCGGGGCGCCUGGACACCACCCUGGCCAGCCCCCCUGGGAGGACGUCCUUGGAGAGCCAGCUGGGGAAGCGGGAGGAGCUCCAGGCGUAUGGGAAGUCAGAAGAUGUCUCUGUCCUGCAUAAGCACAUCAGAGACCUGAAGACCCAGCUGCAGAAUGCCAACAAGGUCAUCCAGAACCUCAAGAGCCGGGUCCGGUCCCUCUCCGUGACAAGUGAUUACUCCUCUAGUCUGGAGAGACCCCGAAAGCUGAAGGCCGUUGGCCCCCUCGAGGGAUCUUCGCCCCACAGUGUCACUGACGAGGAUGAGGGGUGGCUGUCGGACGGCACUGGGGCUUUCUACCCCCCGGGGCUUCAGGCUAAAAAGGAUCUGGACAGUCUGAUCCAGAGAGUGUCCCAGCUGGAGGCCCAGCUCCCGAAAACUGGGCUGGAGGGGAAGCUGGCCGAGGAGCUGAGAUCCGCCUCCUGGCCUGGGAAAUAUGAUUCCCUGAUUCAGGAUCAGGCCCGAGAACUAUCCUACCUGCGCCAGAAAAUACGAGAAGGGAGAGGUAUCUGCUAUCUUCUCACCCAGCAUGCAAAGGACACGGUGAAAUCUUUCGAGGAUCUCCUCAGGAGCAACGACAUCGACUACUACCUGGGGCAGAGCUUCCGGGAGCAGCUCGCCCAGGGGGGCCGGCUGACCGAGAGGCUCACCUGCAAGCUCAGCACCAAGGAUCAUAAAAGUGAAAAAGAUCGAGCUGAACUUGAACCGCUGGCCCUCAGGCUCAGCCGGGAGCUGCAGGAGAAGGAGAAGGUGAUCGAAGUUCUGCAGGCCAAGCUGGACGCCCGCUCCCUCACGCCCUCCAGCAGCCGUGCCCUGUCUGACUCCCCCCGCUGCCCGAGCAGCUCCUCCUUCCUGUCCGAUGAGCUGGAGGCCUGCUCCGACAUGGAGAUCGCCAGCGAGUGCACGCACUACGAAGAGAAGAAAGCCUCACCUGGAUGCUCAGAUUCCAUCCAUCCCUCGUGCCGUUCUGCCGUCCCGUCUCCUACACCAGCAGCCACCAGUGCCUCUCAGGGGGUUAAGGCCGAGCCCCGCAGCAACCCCACCAGCCUGCCAGCUCCCCAGAACCCCCCCCAGGAGGCCAGCCGGGCCCAUCCAGGUGUCAGCUCUGUCCACCCCGCUUCCUCAGCUGCGCUGCCGGGUCACCAGGGAGACGCCAGCUCCCCCCACUACCUCAACCCUGCCCCGCCCCGCUCCCCCAGGGGCGCUGCAGAACUGGGCAGGAUGCUGGAGCCGGGGUACCUGGGCGGCGGCCAGUGGGACCUGAUGAGGCCUCAGAAAGGGAGCGGAUCUGGAGACCUGUCCUCAGGCUCCUCUGUGCACCAGCUCAACGCCAGACCCACAGGGGCCGACCUGCUGGAGGAGCACCUCGGUGAGAUCCGGAACCUGCGCCAGCGGCUGGAGGAGUCCAUCUGCAUCAACGACCGCCUGCGGGAGCAGCUGGAGUACAGACUCAGCUCCACGGCUCGAGCCGGAGGAUCCACCCCUCACUGCUACAGUCAGGGCCCGGAGUCCACGCCUCAGCUCUUCAAUGAGAACAGAGUCCUCAGGGAAGAGAAUCGUAGCCUCCAGGCUCAGCUGAGCCACGUCUCCAGAGAGCACGCCCAGGAGGCGGAGAGCCUGCGGGAGGCCCUGCUGUCCUCCCGGUCCCAGCUUCAAGAGCUGGAGACGGAGCUGAAGCACCAGCAGGCGGAGCAGCAGCGGCUCCUGGAGGACCUGCGGGAGAAGCAGCAGGAGAUCCUGCAGUUCCAGGAAGAGCGGCUGUCCCUCCAGGAGAAAGACUCCAGGCUGCAGCAGAAGCUGGCCCUGGUGCAGCAGCAGUGUGAGGAGAAGCAGCAGCUCUCCCAGUCGCUCCAGUCCGAGCUGCAGAUCUACGAGGCGCUCUAUGGCGGUUCCAAAAAGGGAAUGAAAGCCUGCACCUGGGAGGCCUGUCACCUGUCGCCUUUGAGCAGUGACUUGAGCCACCUGGUGGCAGAGAUCCGAGCCCUCAGGGGGCAGCUGGAGCAGAGCAUUCAGGUGAACAACUGUCUGCGCCUGCAGCUGGAGCAGCAGCUGGAUGGGGGUGUUGGCAAAACCACCCUCAGCCCCGCCUCCUUUAACGAGAACUUCCCGGCCACCGUGGACCCCGCAAACAAGCAGCCGUUCUUCCAAGAUGCAGUUGCGUCCCCUCCUGUCCGGGAUAUUGGCAUGACUUCUCCGGCUCUGGUCUUCCCCGGCCCUUCUUCCCCGCCUCGUGGCGCAGACACCGUCCUCUUUAACCGGACAAAUGACCUGGGUCUGGAUGCUUCUCCAGACACGAAGAAUCCUCCCAUGCUGGAGGGCGAGGCUGCUGAUGGCUCUUUUGCCAACAAGCAUGGCCGCCAUGUCAUUGGCCACGUUGAUGACUACAGCGCUCUCAGGCAGCAGAUCGGGGAGAGCACGCUGCUGGCCACCAGGAUGGCAUCCCUCCUGAGAUCGGCCUGCAGCCUCCCGGGCCUGGAGGCGCCGGGCACAGAGGUGCCCGGCCGCACCGGGGUCCAGGAGCUCCGCAGCAGCACCGGCGCCCUGCAGCACGCGCUGGAGGAGUCGGCCGCCCUCCUGUCCAUGUUCUGGCGUGCUGCCCUGCCCAGCCCCCCCAGACCCACGCAGCCGGGAGCAGGGGGGGAGUCUGUGAGAAGGGAGCUUCUGGAACUGAGAACCAAACUUUCCAAACAAGAGAGCCUCCUCCAGAGCACAGCUGAGCGCCUGAAGACAUCCAACCGGCAGAAGGAGAGCCUGGAGCAGUUCAUCUUCAGUCAGUUGACCAGGACGCACGAUGUCUUGAAGAAGGCGAGGACUAAUCUGGAGGAGCCUUGCAAGAAGCGAAGCCACCAGAGGUCCUUAAAGCAGCAGGAAGGGUGGGCCUGCCCGCCUUUUGCAGGACUCCCUGUCUGCUGAGGAGGAUGGGCCCCCUGUCCCAAGCCUGCCAAGGAUGUCCUGGCCGGGGCAGAGCGAACGCCGCGGAGCCCUUCCUGCCGCUGGGACAGCGCGAGCCUGGCCCCGCUCUAAGGAAACACGCUGGGUCCGCAGAGGACCUGGCAACGCUGCUUCUAAACACCCCAGGGGGCUGGGGACUAGUGACAGCUCACUCCUCGCCGCAGCACCCACCCGUGGAUGGCCGACUCAGGGGAGAUCGGACCCCGCGUCCUACAAAUGGGACGUGUGGUCAAGCCCGGGUCUUGAAGUUUUGAAAGCACAUGGGCGCAGCGGAGCCAAGGGUCCCCCCCGCCCAGCGGCCCCGCCGGGCCUGGCUGGCUCCGGCCCCAGAGCCGGAUUCCACGUGGAGAGAGCCCUGACCCCCACACGCCAUCUCUUGCUUCGCCCACACCUCCUAUUUCUAGCCUUUCAUGGUCCCCGAGGGCCCUGACCUCACUCCAGACUCGCCGUCCCAUUUUAUCAUCCUGAAUUCUCUCUGGGCGACUGGGGUUGGGGCAGAACCAGCCCACGGGAAGACUCGCGUGACUCAGACCAGUGCUGGUCGGCACGCGGCUCGUGAGACCAGCCGUGCGGGCCAGCCUGUGUCUGCACCCAGCUCUGGAACGUGUGCGUGUGGAUACGUGUAUGCUAUGUACGUGCACAAGCUGAUGGCCACUCGGGGACGGGCUGGGAGAGAAGAGGAACAGUCCUCCGGUGGCCAUUCAAGCAAAUCGUGUACAAAGAAAUAAAAUACUCCCUCCAUCUGCUGUUUCCUCUUUCUGUGCCAGCCUCUAGACUGAGGGUGUACUAAGACAGCAGCACACACUGGCCUGAAGAAGCCCAGAUGAGCAGCUGAAGUCCAAGUUCAGCAGGACAGGUUUUUCCCCUCCUUGUCACACUGUAAGACUCUCCAGUCUACAGACCUAAAGGGAUGGUCCUUAACUUGGGGGGUACCUUUGAAUCAGCUGUGAAGAUGGUAGAAACUGCUUUCUAGGUCCAAGGCCUGGGAACCUGCAUCCUUU
This is a messenger RNA of Talpa occidentalis (Iberian mole), 8449 nucleotides long. It is a transcript of the gene PDE4DIP, whose product is annotated as phosphodiesterase 4D interacting protein. Bases 39 to 7409 code for a protein of 2456 amino acids. The record is from RefSeq and is a predicted model, not a curated record. Gene Ontology annotation, molecular function: zinc ion binding. The transcript is spliced from 39 exons. Gene Ontology annotation, cellular component: nucleus; microtubule organizing center. Lineage: Eukaryota; Metazoa; Chordata; Mammalia; Eulipotyphla; Talpidae.